GCCUACCUUCAGCUAGCUAUAACGACAAGUAGCUAACCUUCUUGUUAGACUUGACAAAACGUAAUAGUGAAAAAUAAUCCUGAGGAGAGACACGGUAACCGCUGCCAGCGGGUCAUGCAGCUCUCUAAAAGGUAAUGAGCCGUAAAGCCUCGGGGUCUCGGCUCAGCGGCGCCCACAAACUGCAGCCACAGUGGAAUGACUGGCAGGCCAGAGUUGACAGUGUGUCAUCCAGCCAGGACACAGUGAAGUCCAGAGAGCUUGGUUCAGGAGCGUUGUACGACGUGUUGCCCUCCAGCUGCCCUGAACAGCCAGCGGUGCCCAGCGAUGCUUACGCUGCUGCAGAUACACACCAGGAAGAGGGUGGAUAUGAAGCUGGUCAAGGUGUCUGUGAUACCUCGUUUGGUUGGAAGUCGCUGGGGCAAGAGUUGAGGCCCAAUGACGUGACGACGGAUUUGACUCCUUUUCAGCAUGGAAACCGUGCUUUAGCUUCAAAGGACAUGAGGAAAUCGCAGGACAGAGGGGUGGCUCACUCAGAGGAGUCUCGGCUGGCCAACCUCCUGCGCCGAGUCUCCAGGGAGGACGAUCGCGACCGCAGGCUGGCCACCCUCAAACAGCUGAAGGACUUCAUCAGCCACGGAGAGAGCAAAGUGACCCUGGUCAAACAGUUGGACACCAUCCUCAGCACCUUGAAUGAUAUUUUGAAUGAGAGCAGUAAGCUGCUGUGGGAGCUGCGCCAGGACGCGGCGGCCUGCCUGGGUCUCCUCUGCACCGUGCUCAGCUAUGAGGCCGAGCGCAUCUUCAAGUGGCUUUUCCUCAAGUUCACUUCGAGCAGUCGUGACGAGGUGAAGCUGUUGUACCUGGUGGCAGCACAGCGUGCUCUGGAGACGGCUGGAGAGAGGAAGGCCUUCUCGCAUGUCAUGCAGCUGGUGAUGAGCAACCUGCAGUCCAUCCUGGAGAACGUGGACACACCAGAGCUGCUCUGUCAAAGUGUGAGGUGUAUUCUUCAGGUGGCUCGCUGCUACCCUCAUGUCUUCAGCACCAACUUCAGAGACACAGUGGACAUCCUGGUGGGCUGGCACAUUGACCACACACAGAAACAGUCACUCACUCAGCAAGUCUCAGGCUGGUUACAGAGUCUGGAACAGUUCUGGGUGGCAGACCUGACCUUCUCCACCACCCUGUUGGGACAGUUCUUGGAGGAUAUGGAGGCAUAUGCAGAGGAUCUGAGCCAUGUGGUGUCAGGCGACGUGGUAGAUGAAGACAUCCCCCCUCCUUCAGUGUCACUGCCCAAACUGGCUGCUCUACUGAGGGUCUUCAGUACAGUGGUCCGCAGCAUCGGAGAGAGAUUCAACCCCUUCAGAGGACCGCCCAUCACUGAAGUCUACGUCACAGAUGUUCUGAACCGGGUUCUGGCCUGUGUGACCACAGCGAAGCAGGUCCAGUUCUCUGAGGCGGUUCUCACAGCAGGGAAUGAGUGUGUGGGUGUGUUGCUGGCCAGUGUGGAGCCCUGCGGUCAGCUGAUGGAAGCUGUCCUAGCCUAUGGCCUGGACCAGCUGGACUGCUGCCGGGCCUGUGGCACAGACUACAACCUGGCAGUGCUCAGCCUGCUCACUCUGAUUGUGGACCAGAUCCACACGAAGCUGCCUGCGUUCUUUGUGGAGAAGUUGUUGGCACCUGACUCCCAGCUGCUGAAGCUGCGCUUCCAUCGAGAGAAAGAGGUGAUGUCAGCUGUUCACAGUGUGUACCAGGCUCUGCUGAGCCUCAAAAACAUACCUACACUGGAGGCAGCUUAUAAGAUGGUACUGGGUGAGAUGGCAUGUGCCCUGUCCAGCCUGAUGGUGACCCUGGAGCCCACUGGUAGGGCCUCGGCCCCCGACAGCCUGUGCCCCACCAUCCAGCACCCUGCUUUUGCUUCCCUCACCCUACCACUGGAGAAGGCCCAGUUCACCCUCAUCUUCAACCUCAGCACCCUCACCACCAUCGGCAACACCAAGAACUCUCUCAUCGGGAUGUGGGCGUUGUCUCCUACGGUCUUUGCCCUCCUCAGUCACAAUCUGAUGCUGGUCCACUCUGAGUUAGCCGUCUACUACCCCGCCAUCCAGUACGCUGUACUCUACACCCUGUACUCCCACUGCACCAGACACGAUCACUUCAUCUCAUCCAGCCUGUCAUCAUCUUCUCCCUCCCUUUUUGACGGCGCUGUCAUCAGUACGGUGACCACGGCAACUAAGAAACAUUUCAGCACACUGCUAAGCCUUUUGGGAGGUCUGCUGGUGAAGGAGCACCUCUACCCCGAGGCCAGGAGGCUGCUGCUAACAUGGGCUCAGGAAAUCUCUGUGCUGAUGAAGAAGUCCGACACUUACAGCCCUCUCUUCUCCCUGCCCUCCUUCAACAAGUUCUGCAGAGGCCUGCUGGCUAACGCUCUAAAUGAAGACCAGGGUAUCUGUCUUCAGACCUGCCACAGUUUACAGGUCCUGUCUUCAUCUCUGUCCACUGAGCUGCUGCAGAGGUGCGUGGAUGUGUGCAGAGUGCAGCUGGUCCACUCAGCAGUGAGGGUCAGGCAGGCCUACGGCAAGCUGCUCAGGACAAUCCCCCUUGAUGUGGCUUUGAGUAACCACAGCCACCCUGAAAUGAGGGAGAUCUCACUGGCCAUCCGCCACCACAUGAGCCGAGCACCAAGCAGCACCUUCCACCCCCAGGACUUCAGCGACCUCAUCAGCUUCAUCUUAUAUGGCGUCCUGCACCGUGGAGGGAAGGACCCCUGGCUGGAACGUCUGUACUACAGCUGCCAGCGGCUCGAGAAGCGGGACGUCCGAGGAGGUGCGGACGGCAGCAGGCCGGGUGUGGUGCCACGGGCGCUGUUGAAAACUGAGGUGGUUCUGUGGCAGUGGGCAGUGUGGGAGGCUGCGCAGUUCACUGUGCUGUCCAAACUCCGAACACCGCUGGGCCGUGCUCAGGACACCUUCCAGACCAUCGAAGGUAUGAUCCGGAGUCUGGCUGCCCACAGUCUGAACCCAGAGCAGGAUGUUGGAGCAUGGGCUGGUGCUGGAGGUGAUGGGGAUGGUCACCACUCCAAUCAGCUCCGCCUCGCUCUGCUGCUUCAGUACCUGGAGAACCUGGAGAAGCUCAUGUACAACGCCUAUGAGGGCUGUGCCAACGCACUGACUGCCCCACCGAAGGGCAUCAGAACAUUCUUCUACACAAACCGCCAGACGUGCCAAGACUGGCUGACGAGGAUUCGCCUGGCACUGAUGAGGGUGGGUCUUCUGUCUGGCCAACCAGCAGUGACCAUUCGUCACGGCUUCGACCUGCUCACAGAGAUUAAGAACAGCAGCACCCAGGGUCCUCUGGAGCUGGAGGUUCCUCUGACGCUGCUGGUGGAGGCCCUCUGUGAGCUGCGCUGUCCUGAGGCCAUCCAGGGCCUGGCGGCCUGGAGCCUCACCACCACCGGCAGGAGUCUGGGCUGGCUGUCGUCAGUCGCCCUGCAGGCUGAAGGACGGUUUGAGAAGGCGGCUCUGGAGUAUCAGGAUCAGCUGUCUGCGGUUACAGGGAUGGACUGCAGCAUCAAAAGCUCUGAAUGCUGUCUGCUCAAACUCUCCAGCAACAUGAACAGCCCAAAGCACACCAGCAACGGUGACAGCAGGAAGACUGUGCUGCUGAAGUCCAGUGAGUGCUCUCCUGAGGUGGUCAACUUCCUGGCCAACAAAGCAUGUCAGUGUUACGUGGCACUCUGUGAUUGGGCCUCAGUGAAGGAGUGGCAAGCGACCGUCCACGCCCUCAAACAGAACUCCACCAGUCCAGUCAGCAUCAGCCUGAGGACGGAUUUCAACUACAUCCAGGCUCUGAGCCGCUUUGAAGAUGGAGAUCUGGCAGAGUGUGGGGCUCAGCUGGAGCUGCUGCCCGGAGAGGACUACAGCUCACUGUCCAGCAGCAAGGACAAGCUCGAUCUAAAGAGGCUUCUGCCCUCCAUGAGUCCCGAUCCAACUGAGCUGCAAAGAGCCAUCGAGGUGCAGCUCCUUCGAAGCGCUGUUAGCGCCAUGACGAAAGCCAAUCAGCAGCAGGAGCAGAGGACCACAGCCAAUCCAGAUACGUUGGUGCGCUGCCUGAAACAGACUGGACGGAUCUGCCUGGGUCCUCUUCGCCUGUCCACCCUCACUCUGUCUGAUGCCCUGCCCACCCUUCCCACCCUGCAGCUCCACUGCACUGCCACCCUGGAGAAUACACUCACUGGACAAGAAGAUUGUGUGAUUCCACUGUCCAGUGAGGCUCUGAGCUCUUGUAAGCAGCAGGACAUCCAGCCUUUCCUCCAGGCUCUCAGAUACACCAUGUUCCAGAGACAGCUCCUCCACAAGCUCAAAGGCUACUCUUCCUCUGUAGACGGCCACCUGGUGGAGCUUUGUCUGACCGCUGUCAAAUUUGCCCGGAAAAAAGGCAACAUUGCCCUUGCAUCGCGCCUGCUCAGCCAGUGCAAUGACGGGACACAAGAGGAGAAGCAGCAGGACGAGCUGAGCCCGUCCUUCAGGUGUAUCACUCUGGAGGGAACUCUGGGAGAAAAGUGGGGACCAGAGCUGCAGAUAGAAAAGGCAAAAGUGCUGAGAACUGCAGGCCAGUCCAUGACAGCCAUGGAGAUGCUGAGCAGAGCUGCUCUGUCCUACUGCCACGUGGGGAAGAAUGAAGGAGCCGCCUGCCGCUCACUGCUGACGCUGUGUAAAUGGCUGCUGGCUGACUGGAAGGACAUGACCCCUCAGCUCAAACAGGUGGUGAAGAAGUCAGGAACAGUAAACUCGUCCAACGCUGUGGGCAACAUGUCACCUCUGAGCCGGAAUAUCGCUGCUCUGCUGGAGCUGCCCCUCGAGGACCAAGGCAUCCCGCACAUCAUCGCUGAGACAUCAGUGAGUGUGGGCGUCGGAGAGCCAGACUUCGUGCUGGGUCAACUCUACCAGCUCUCCACCAGCCUGGCUCCAGAGGUAGCCAAGUCCUGGGCAGCUCUGGCCAGUUGGGCUUACCGCUGGGGCAGGAAGGUGGUGGAUAAUGCCAGCCAAGGGGAAGGAUUGCCUCUUCUUCCUGGGGAAAAGAAGGAGAUCGAGGAGCUGCUGCCAACAACCACCAGCGAAGAAGACAAGGACACCAUCUUCAGCAUUCUGGGACAGGCCAUGUGUCGACCCACUGGCAUACAGGAUGAAGACAUGGCUCUACAGCAGGAAGACGAUGAGGACGACAUGGUAGACGUGAUCUGGCGGCAGCUCACCGCUUCAUGUCCCUGGCUGGGGGAGGCGGGCCAGGCCGUCACAGAUGGUCUGAUCCGGGUUUGGAGGCGGGUGGUGGACCGCAUCUUCGGCCUCUACCGGGUCUCCUGCCAAGCCUACUUCACCUUCCUCAAGCUGAAUGCAGGACAGGUCCCUAUAGAUGAGGAUGACCCUAAACUCCUGCUGUCCUGUCACAACAACAAACAGAGCAAUGAUGAUGUGAUCGUCAUGGCAACCCUGCGUCUCCUCCGUCUGCUGGUGAAGCAUGCCGGUGAACUGAGGGAGGGGCUUGAGCUGGGCCUAGCCUCAACCCCAACAGCACCCUGGAGGGGUAUCAUCCCCCAGCUGUUUUCCCGCCUCAACCAUCCAGAGGCCUACAUCCGGCAGAGCAUUUGCAGCCUGCUGUGUCGAGUGGCCCAGGACUCCCCUCAUCUCAUCCUCUAUCCAGCCAUUGUGGGCUCACUCUCCCUGGGAGGGGAGGCUCAGAACGCAGGGAGCAAAUUGCCAUCAGCUCUGCCCACCUUCCUGGGCAGUAUGCAGGGGGAGGGCCUGGGUGAAGAGGAGGAGGAGCAGCCAGAGAGCGGAGGACAGGAGGGAACUGCAGAGGAGCUGCCGACCUUCUGCUCCAGCCAAGACCAAGCCAUGAUGCAGGACUGUUACAGCAAGAUUGUGGAGAAGCUGUCCUUAGCCAACCCCACCAUGGUGCUUCAGGUGCAGCAGCUGGUGGGGGAGCUGCGCAGAGUCACCUUAUUGUGGGACGAGCUGUGGCUGGGCGUGUUACAGCAGCAACACAUGCAUGUCCUACGCAGGAUCCAACAGCUGGAGGAUGAGGUCAAGAGGGUGCAGAACAACAACACACUGCGCAGGGAUGAGAAGAUUGCCAUCAUGCGUGAGAAGCACUCGGCUCUGAUGCGUCCCGUGGUGUUUGCCCUGGAUCACGUCUGUAGCAUCACCGCAGCUCCAGCAGAGACACCACAUGAGACCUGGUUCCAGCAGACCUACGGGGACGCCAUCACAACUGCCCUGGAGCGCCUGAGAAACCCUGCCAACCCCGCCAACCCUGCCAGCAGCUGGCUCCCCUUCAAACAGAUCAUGAUGAGCCUGCAGCAGCGUGCUCAGAAGCGAGCCAGCUACCUGCUCCACCUGGAUGAGAUCAGUCCUCGCCUGGUGUCUAUGACCACGACAGAGAUGGCCCUGCCAGGAGAGGUGUCUGCGUCAGACGCCGUCACCAUACAGAGCGUCGGCAACACCAUCACCAUCCUACCCACCAAGACCAAGCCCAAGAAGCUCUUCUUCCUGGGCUCAGAUGGACGCAACUACCCUUACCUUUUUAAAGGUCUGGAGGAUUUACAUCUGGACGAGCGCAUCAUGCAGUUCUUGUCGAUUGUCAACACCAUGUUCACCAAGAUCAACCAACAGGAGCAGCCUCACUUCCACGCCCGCCACUACUCCGUCACCCCCCUGGGAACCCGGUCAGGACUGAUCCAGUGGGUGGACGGAGCCACGCCACUCUUUGGCCUCUAUAAGCGCUGGCAGCAGAGGGAGGCUGUGCUGCAGGCUCAGAAGGCCCAGGAUUCCUUCCAACAGCAGCCAGUGCCUCCAGUUCCCCGCCCCAGUGAGCUCUACUACAGCCGCAUUGGACCAGCUCUGAAGGCGGUGGGGCUCAGUCUAGAUGUGACGCGACGUGACUGGCCCCUCAGUGUCAUGAAGGAGGUGCUGAAAGAGUUAAUGGAGGCCACGCCCUCCAACCUGCUGGCCAAGGAGUUGUGGUGUUCCUGCACCACUCCCAGUGAGUGGUGGAGAGUCACUCAGUCCUACGCCAGAUCCACUGCUGUCAUGUCCAUGGUGGGAUAUAUCAUUGGCCUUGGCGACCGUCACCUUGACAAUGUGUUGAUUGACAUGACCACUGGAGAGGUUGUACACAUUGACUACAACGUCUGCUUUGAAAAAGGUAAGAGCUUGCGGGUGCCAGAGAAGGUCCCGUUCAGGAUGACCCACAACAUUGAGACUGCCCUGGGAGUCACAGGGGUGGAGGGCAUCUUCAGGCUGUCCUGUGAACAGGUGGUUCAAAUGAUGCGUCGGGGAAGGGAGACCCUACUGACCCUGCUUGAGGCCUUCGUCUAUGAUCCCCUGGUGGACUGGACUGCCGGGGGGGAGGUGGGCUUUGCUGGUGCAGUGUACGGAGGAGGAGGCCAACAGGCUGACAGCAAGCAGAGCAAGAGGGAGAUGGAGAGAGACAUCACACGCUCCCUCUUCUCCUCCAGGGUGGCUGAGAUCAAGGUGAACUGGUUUAAAAAUCGUGACGAGAUGCUGGCGGUGCUGCCACAAGUGGAGGAAGCCGUGGAGGAGUACCUGGUCCUGCAGGAGUUGCUGUGCCAGGGGGAGAAACUACAAGCCAAGCUGCAAGAGGAGAUAACGUUCCUGGAGGGGGCAGAGAACCACCCAGACCACCUCAUCCUCACACUGGAGCAAAGGUAUUCUGAACAUACACAGCUGCAGUCGCGGCAGCGGACUGUGCAGGAGGCCAUCCAGAGCAAGCUGGCAGACCUGGACCAGUGGAUCUCCCAGUACCAGGCUGCAUUCUCCAAUCUGGAAGCCACCCAGCUGGCCAGCCUGCUGCAGGACAUCAGCAGUCCCAUAGAUCUGGGUCCUCCCAGCUAUGUCCCAGCUACAGCCUUCCUGCAGAAUGCGGGCCAGGCCCAUCUGAUCAGCCAGUGCGAGAGCCUGGAGGCAGAGUUGAGCUCCUUGCUGCAGCAGCGCCGUGGGGCUCUGCGUGGCUGCCUGGAGCAGCUGCACAGCUAUGCUACAGUGGCUCUGCUGUACCCACGGGCAACUCUGCUGCUCCACCGAGCCCACCAGUGGAAGGCAUGGUUGGAGGAACUGAUGAGAGACAUGACAGUGGAGCACUGUCAGCACAUCUACAGACAAUACGAGGUGCUGUUUGCCCCCCAGCCUCCUGCAGCCUCUUGCCAGUUCCUGUCCAGUGUGGAGCUGACUUUGCAGCACCAGGUGGCCGACACCAAUGAGCGCGUGAUGCACCAGGCAGAGCGACUGAAGGCUGAGGGUACGACAGCAGCAGCCUGUGAGGAGCAGCUGCAGGAGAUCGAACACUGCAUCACAGUCUUCCUCCGGGAGAACGGAGAGCCCGGCUCCCUCAGCCUGGCUGGAAUCAUCACCUCUGCCCUCUGUACACUCUGCAGGAGGAACCUGGUGAUGGAGGGGGCGGCGGCCAGCGCUGGAGAGCAGCUGGUCGACCUGACGUCUCGGGACGGGGCGUGGUUUUUGGAGGAGCUCUGCAGCAUGAUUGGAAAUGUCAGUGCCCUGGCAACACUGCUCCAACGCUGCCCACUGCUGCCCCAUGACCUGGACCUGCCUGCACCCUCAGCUACCACCCAGGCCGUGUACCUGGCCAACACUGUGUACACCUGCCUGCAGGAACUGAACACCAACUUCCGUCAGAUAAUCUUCCCAGAGGCUCUGCGCUGUAUGAUCAAAGGAGAGCCCACCCUGGAGUCCAUGCUGGCCGAGCUGGAGCAGCUGGUGGAGCAGAGCUCUGAUGGUCUCGGCCUGCAGGGCCUGGCAGACAGUCUGCAGGCCACCACAGGCUUGGACCAUGACGGACACAACCACUGCCUCCACAUCUCCAGGAUGCUGCGUGCUCAGUACUCUGAGCUGAUCCAGCCCCGCAGCAUGGAUGGACCAGGACAGGACACACCAAAGAUGUCUGCAGGUCAAAUGUUGUUGGUGGCCUUUGACGGCAUGUUCACACAGCUGGAGACAGCCUUUGGACAACUCACAGAGAAGCUGAGUUCUCUGGAGGUGCCGUCAGCCUGGAGGAAAGUGGAUGUUCUGAGGGAGGCUCGGGGCACACAGCUCCACUUCUUUGACAGCCUGAACCAGAGGCAGCUGAUGGAGGAGGUCUUCUUCCUGAAGAGACUGCAGACCAUCCGGGACUUUUUCAGGCUGUGCUCCUCCUUUGCUCAGACUCUGUCUGGUACCUGUCCCUCAGCUGAGGACCUGUUGCCCACAAAUGGACCGGUUGGUUUGGGGAAGCCGCUGUACCGGCGGCCCAGUGCGACGGGGUCAGGUGUGGCGGUGGUGAGUGAGGAACAGAUGACCCGCCCCAUCAAGGCCUUCACAGCAGAGUUUGUUCGGCAGAUGCUCAUGGGUCUGCCCAGCCAAGCCCUGGGUCUGGCCCUCUGUAGCACGCUGUCGGCCCUCGGCCUCGACGUCGUCACCCAGGUGGAGGCAAAAGACUUUGGUGCAGAGAGCAAGGUGUCUCUGGACGAGCUCUGUAAGAAGGCCGUGGAGCAGAGCCUGGCUUCAGGUCGGGUCUCCCAGCUGCUGCUGAACAGAGCCACGGUGCUGGCCUCCUCCUACGACACAGCCUGGAAGAAGGUGGACCUGCUCAGGAGGCUGGACGCCAACCUAGAGGCUGCCAAGGCCAGUCUGCAGAGGAGCCAGCUGCACAUCGCCAUGUUCCAGUGGCAGCAUGAGGAUGUGCUGAGCCCCAACAAUCAGCCUCUGAGCGUCAGCAUCCCUCCUCGCUCUGUCAUCCUCAGCAACAUGAAGAAGAAGCUGUACAAGCUGAGUCAGGAUGAGGGAGCCAUCAUCGGCAUCCAGGAGAAGCUGGCGUCUCUGGAGGCCAGCAUCGAGCAGCGUCUGAAAUGGGCUGGUGGAGCCAACCCAGCACUGGCCCCGGUCCUGCAGGACUUUGAGAUGACCAUCAGGGAGAGACGCGGCGUGGUGGCGAGAGAGAACCAGCGCACCAGUCAGGUCACCUUCUUGUGCUCCACCAUCCUGAACUUUGAAGGCCUUCGGACCCGGUCCCCCGAGGCCCUCAACAUGGAUGCAGCGCUGUUUGAGCUCCUGAAGCGCUGCCAGCAAACCUGCUCCUACGCUGCUCAGUUCAGCAGCACCGUGUCGCCACUGGAGCUCCAGCUGCUGCACAGACUGAGUCCGCUGCUGGACCUGCCCAUCGGCAGUCCUGAUUGGCUGAGCUGUGCCCAGAGGCAGCUGGAGGAGGAGCUGAGCGUGGAGCGGAGAGCUCAGGAAGAGCGGGAGCAGCAGCUGGAGUCCUGUGGAGAGACGCUGCAGCUCCUGGUCGACUCCAUUAAAGCCACUCUGUCCAACCACAACCGCCAGCUGGCUGACGUCAAGCACCUGCUGAGGGCCAUGGCGAAGGACGAGGAGGCGGCGCUCGCAGAUGGUGAAGAGGUGGUGUAUGAGGGCAGCGUGCGUCACUUCCUGUUGGAGUAUAAAGCGUGGCAGGACAACAUCCAGCUGGUCUUGUUCACCGUGGUCCAAGCCAGCGGGCAGCCCCGCAACCAGGAGCAGCUCGAGCUCCUGGAGGAAAUUCCAGCCACCCUGAAGGAGCUGCACUCCCAGAGCCAGAGUGUGUAUAAUGGCCUGGUGGGCUUCGCCUCCCCGCUGGUGACAGACAGAGACACUGAAUGUGCCAGUCCUGUUUCUGCAGCACAGACGAGCUUCGCAGCAGCUGUGAGGUGCAGUGGGGUGAAGACCCAGCCAGACUCGAUGUCCCAGAAUGCACGCAAGGGUCUGCCACGUAACCUCGGGACCCCCAACGACACUCCACCCAGCACUCUCCUGAUGAACAGCAAGGGCCUCAACCCCAGCCCCAAGAGGGCCGUACGAGACCCCAAGACAGGACGAGCCGUCCAGGAGAGGAACUCGUAUGCGGUCAGUGUGUGGAAGAGAGUGAAAGCCAAGCUGGAGGGCAGAGACAUCGAUCCCAACAGGAGGAUGAGCGCCACAGAGCAGGUGGAUUUCGUCAUCAAGGAGGCCACCAACAUGGACAACCUGGCCCAGCUGUAUGAGGGCUGGACUGCCUGGGUGUGAACGCUAUGCUGCUUCAUGUCUUUGGUCCAGCGAAGGCUUGGAGAUUCACCAGCGUCCAGCGGGUCUGGGGUGUCGGAACAGCAGCACCGGGCCACACUGGGGGGAGGAAAUGGGAAGCGGAUGCUUCGUCCGCCCUCCCAAACUCCUGGGCACCCAAACUGGGGCAGCGACCUCGUAGCACCGCUGCAACCACACUCCCCCAACCAUCGGCGAUCGGGCCAACACAACGCUUAGUGGGCCUGCGGCCCCGCCUUCCUUUCUGGGGUUUGACCGAGCAAAGCGGCGCCGAAUGGGGGAGGGGGGAAGGAGGGCAAAGGCCUUCUCACCCUCGACUUGGAGAUACCUUCCCCCCUCACCUGCAUAGCUCACUAUCAAGUUGUACCCAUAAACAUCACUGCAUCCUGUUGAGCCAAUCAAACUCCACCUGAGGGCAGGAUGAAGUAGGAAGUGAGCGGCUUCCCUCUGAAGCACACAGCUGACACGCUGUGGGUGGGACUUCACCGGGGCUAAAGCUCAGGUGGACGGGGCGUUUACACGGCCACACUCGUUUUUCUCUAAUCUUUUCCUUGACGGCUUUGAUUCUGAUUGGCCAGUGGGUGACAUGGAUGGGCGUGAACAAUGGGAACGUAGGUUUGACGGCGUUGUGGAGGAGACACUGACACCCAGCUGAACCCUGAAAUGAGAAGAAAUUAAAGUGGAAUCAAUAAUCAAACUGUUCUUUGAUUGAUAAACAUCUGUGAGUGUUGUCAGACGUCUAAUAAAAGGUUGUUGAGUGGAGUUGUUUCAGGAGGCUCUUUGUGGAUCAGACUGAGACGUCCUGUCAUGUGGACUAGUUUUGGACGGAGGGACACUUCAGACGAGGGAGAGCCUCAGUCUGACUCUUUUCUUCAGUGUGUAUCUUUAGUCUUGUGCUUUGUGACGAUCUUCUGUAGAGUAGACUUCUCUUUUUUCACCUGCCUGUCAUGAGCUGUUGCUGACCUUAUGUAUUCACCCCCCCCCCUCCCCGACGCUUGCAUUUUAUUAACCUUGACUUUCUAGUUUUACCUUUUUAGUGGGAGAAGUUAUGUUUUUGGUGAUGGUGCAAAAUGUUAAUUCUUAAAGCUUUUAUUGGAUUUUGUUAAAUGACAAAUAAACAUGGAACUGAG
Messenger RNA from Seriola aureovittata, 12250 nucleotides. RefSeq names its product SMG1 nonsense mediated mRNA decay associated PI3K related kinase (gene smg1). Gene Ontology annotation, cellular component: nucleus. The transcript has 64 exons. The record is from RefSeq and is a predicted model, not a curated record. Gene Ontology annotation, biological process: phosphorylation; nuclear-transcribed mRNA catabolic process, nonsense-mediated decay. Gene Ontology annotation, molecular function: protein serine/threonine kinase activity; protein binding. The coding region runs from base 135 to 11105 and encodes 3656 amino acids. NCBI's taxonomy places the organism in Eukaryota, Metazoa, Chordata, Actinopteri, Carangiformes, Carangidae.